Cephus cinctus (wheat stem sawfly) is the source of this 1359-nucleotide messenger RNA. RefSeq names its product excitatory amino acid transporter 3. Gene Ontology annotation, cellular component: plasma membrane. The record is from RefSeq and is a predicted model, not a curated record. Gene Ontology annotation, molecular function: L-glutamate transmembrane transporter activity; glutamate:sodium symporter activity; neutral L-amino acid transmembrane transporter activity. Gene Ontology annotation, biological process: L-glutamate transmembrane transport. Lineage: Eukaryota; Metazoa; Arthropoda; Insecta; Hymenoptera; Cephidae. The coding region runs from base 29 to 253 and encodes 74 amino acids. The transcript is spliced from 2 exons.
UGGGAUUCCUCAGGCAGGUCUUAUUACAAUGGUGAUGGUGUUAGAUACUGUUGGUUUGCCCGCCAAAGAUGUUACUCUUAUUAUUGCCGUCGAUUGGCUUUUGGAUCGUUUCCGGACAACCAUCAACGUAAUGUGCGACGCGCUCGGCGCGGUCAUAAUUGAACAUAUGAGUAAAGGAGAGCUGGACGCUGUUGUAAUAAAUCAUCAAGAAGACAACGUUGAACUUGCGCAACUUAGAAAAACUGAAUCAUAAGUGCCUUAAAUUUAAUUAAAAUCAAUUUGAACCAAAAAUAUAUAGUUCACCAUGUAUGAGUCCAAUACUCGUCUAUGUGGAUGUAUUUAUUACAAGUAUGCCUGUAUGGUGAUUGGAAAAACCGUAUGAGGCUCCAUCGCGUGAUUUUACUAAAAAGAAAAAUCAAAUGGCAACGGUGAACAUCGAAUAUCCCUGUGCUAAUAAAAAAUUAACUGUUUUUAUUUCUAUGCUUAUUUUCAUAUUUGCUUUGCAUGAUAUAUGUAUAUAUAUAUAUACAUUCAUGAAACAUACUUCUAUUAAUUUAUACGCGUUCUGAGCUAAAUCGACUAAAUCUGAAUUCGGUGUUAAAUAUUCUCUCCGUAAUUUUCGAGCUCUUUAGAUUUCGUCUUCCAUUAAUAGGAAACUGAAUUACUCCUCUUAUUGCCGUUAACCUGGCGGGAUGCGCGUUGUGGAUGCGCAUUGUGCAUUGCGCCUCUCGUCUUAAGUUUUGUAUUCAGUCGUACAGUAGAAGCAUUUCAUAACCUCGAAAUUCUGAAAAACUGAGACUGCUGACAGCUCCAAAUUGCAAUAGUCAUGGAGAUAAUACUCUAGUAGUCUUGACAGACUUUUUUGGCUUAGAAUAAAUGUGGAUGAACUGAUGAACGCAAUUAUCAAGUACACCAGAUUCCUAAAAAACUGGUAACGAUAGCGUGACGUUAAAAUUUGAUGCAAUAUGCCCUACCGGGAACAACGUGCUCGUUAAAGAAGACUUAUUUGCUCUGCUGCGAAUAUGCCAGUGUUACUAUACCUCUAUUGUACGCGAAACAUAAGAGUCUAUCAAAUUAUCGGGUGUUUGUAUGGUUAUUAAUAAAAUAUUGUUUUAUUAAUAUAAAUAAUUUAAGGAUGAAAUUGAUCAUUAAAGGAAAAAGAAAACAGCAUUGGGAAUAAUCGAAAAUGCUUAGAACUCUUGUUCAUAAUGACAAGUUGCCUAAGUAACUGACAUCGACAUCUCUCUUUAUAGAGUACCAAUGUUGAUUAAUUCGAUAAUGUUUUCAUAGAAUAUUUAUCUUGCCUUUGUAAAAAAUUAUAUUCUUAUACAAUUGCUGAAUAAAAUAUAUAAUUAUGUA